CGUGCACACUCUAGUCCUGCGCUUGCGCAGUAAAGGCCGGCGAUUGGCCUGAUUUCCGGCGGCGGCUGAACGGAAGAUGGAAGAGGAUGAGGUCGCGGAGAGCUGGGAGGAUGCGGCCGACAGCGGCGAAAUAGAUCGCCGGUUAGAGAAGAAACUGCGGAUCACACAGCGGGAGAGCAAAUCAAAGUCUCCACCCAAAGCGCCAGUGGUUAUUCAAGACGACUCUCUCCCAGCGGGUCCACCCCCACAAAUCAGGAUCCUGAAGAGGCCUACAAGCAACGGAUUGUCAAGUAACCCCCAUGCCAGCAGCCGGCCGACGGUGCCUGUGAAAUCACUGGCACAGAGGGAGGCUGAGUACGCGGAGGCCAGGAAACGUAUCCUUGGCAGUGCCAGUCCAGAGGAGGAACCAGAGAAGCCAAUUGUAGAUAGACCUAUCCGAAUCAACCAGUCAGAGGACACCAGACCAUCUAAUAACGUGAUCCGGCAGCCGCUGGGUCCCGACGGUUCACAGGGUUUCAAACAAAGCAGAUAGAUUUUUCUGGAGAAUGACACCAUGGGCUGCAUCGGCCUGUCACACCAAUGGACACGAGCAGAGGGAGUCGCCUCAUUUACUUGCACUUUGAUGACCUUUUGCUCCGCCCACUGUGACCUUAAACCCCGUGCACUGUGACCCCCCCCCCUUCCGCCACCCCUGUAGCUCCGACCACUGUGAUUGGCGCAUCGCCACAUGCUUCCCCAGGUCUUAUCACAAGGGAGUGCGUGUGCAUUAGACGGGUGGGGAGGGAGCAGGCAGAGUUGGGGGCGCCCCGUGCCUGCAACUGCCACUUCUAUGGAAGUUACCGCCAGCAAUAAUGAUAUCUGUUAGUCCCGUCUCGAGGGGGAAAGGGUCUCAUGCCCACCUCCCCUUCUCAUGAGUUUCCUUUGAGUGCAUGUCUGCCUCCUCUCACCGCAGAGGACCUUCUCCAUGAUGACUGAUUUCCCCCCUGCUCUUCAGGUGUAGUGUGCAUGAGCGAGUUUUGUUAAAAACAAAAAAAAACAAAAAAAUUAUUUUAACAGAGAGAACUUCUAGUCUUGUAGAGCGCACAGAGCAGCCGCCAUCACUGUAUGUUCUGCUAUCAGAUGCUUCAGGAACGUGCUGGUUUUGUCUGAGGACAGGUGGACAUGAGCUGCUGACGGUGGAUGUUAAAUGCUCAGGGCAUUAGCAUGGGCUAGGCCUGGAGCAGUGGGAGGGUUAAUGCCUGUGCUGUCCCUAGAGGACCAGGAAACGUGGAAGGAGAGCAGAUUUUAAUUUUUUUUUCUUGCACGGUUUGGAGUUGUGAACCUGGCUGGUGCUGUUCCUCUCCCUAGUGAUGUCGGGGCGGAUGCAGAAGCCGAUGCAGGACGGAUGCUCAGAGGCUUACGUCUGUAUAACACAGGGCCGCCAUUAUAUAAGGACUUGCGCAGGUGACCUUGUCUCGAGGGGCUGGAGCCUUUCCUGGCAGCUAUUUGACAAUAGAAUGAAUUAGACCAACCUUGUAAGAUCCGGAUCAAAACCGCGCCCGAUAAAGCUAGACGUCUAUUUUAUCCAGUAUGUCACGUCAGUGUGCUGCCCGCUCCAGCUCUUUCGGGAGGCUGGAGGUAUGAAAUGUUCAUCCAGGUGGACAGUGCGGCACAGCGCACGCUGCAUUCUGUUGCCGAUAUGUGUAUAUUUUAGGGGCAUUUUUUUGUUUUCUCUUUUUUUGUAAUAAUCAUGGGUUUUACGUGUAAUUAUCCCUUGACGGAGUUACCUGCAAUGCCAAAAUGUCCCCACUGGCCGCUGAGCAUCUUCUUUCUUCAGUCAGUGACCUACAAGGAAAAGAAGUCAAGGGGAAAAUACAAAGACUUUGGUGCCUUAUAUAAGAAGAAGCUACUGACACAUUCCCCCAUAGAUGCUAUUGUGAUUACAAACCUCAUACCAGUAUCUUACCCUAAAAUGGACCCUCCGCCUGUAAAUGGUGCAGCCGCCAUAUUUUAGGGAAUGAUGUCGUUCACUGGUUAAUAUUAUCGGUCACUGGACAUUGUCCACAGCUGAUCCAUGCAGGGGGACAGGUCCAUUUUUUUUAUUUUUUUUUAAAUAAAUUGCAGUUUUUCUACACAAUCUCUCAGUCUGUGUUUAGUAGCUCUUUUAUAUAAGACAGUUGUGUCAUGAUGAAUUAAUCUUCAGGAAAGAUGUCGGCCUUAAUUCCAUAAACAAGAAUGUAAAGCGACCUGUCAGGUUCCAUCUACGUCUUGUCUCGUGACCUGUAGCUACAGUCGCCUCUGCAAAUCUUUUUUCCUUUUUACUGACCUGUGAGUGUCCGUUGACGGCAUGUCUUAUACUCUAGUCACAUUCAGAGCUGCAUUCUGUUGGUUUCCUGGUGCCUCUUGUGCUUUAUGGCUGCCCCUAGUGGUGCACUGCAGUCAUUGCAUAGAGUUGAAGGAAAAUGAUCUAGUCCUGGGCGAGCUGACAGAUUCGUAGUUACAGGCAGAAUUGUGGGUGCUGCUCUAGAUGUGAGCAGGAUAUCGGACAUGAUGUGGCGCACACUCAGUAAAGCAGUAUGGAGAUGCAGUAACAAGUCUAUGUCCGGAUAUGUAGUGGAGCUGAGGCUGCGUGCAGUUAUGUUCCAUCAGGCUCUCUAGGUCUGGGAAGGCUCCUUACAUGAAUAUUCUCAGUAUUACCAGCGACGUCUCGGUGCUGCCCCGGAGGGGGUGCUUUUUUCAUCUGUUCAGUCCAUUCUUGAACUUCCUGUAUUUCUGGAGGGCAGCGCCGCUCCCUGGGAAAUCGAGAUGUUUACAGAGUCCGGCAGAUAAAUUUCCCUGUUCUGUUUCUGAAUAAAUGAGUGUUAUAUGA
This is a messenger RNA of Bufo bufo (common toad), 2848 nucleotides long. RefSeq names its product SUZ RNA binding domain containing 1 (gene SZRD1). The record is from RefSeq and is a predicted model, not a curated record. NCBI's taxonomy places the organism in Eukaryota, Metazoa, Chordata, Amphibia, Anura, Bufonidae. The transcript has 4 exons. The coding region runs from base 77 to 532 and encodes 151 amino acids.